Rhincodon typus (whale shark) is the source of this 1954-nucleotide messenger RNA. Its product is annotated as zinc finger protein 239-like. The transcript is spliced from 2 exons. Gene Ontology annotation, molecular function: RNA polymerase II cis-regulatory region sequence-specific DNA binding; DNA-binding transcription factor activity, RNA polymerase II-specific. Bases 341 to 1270 code for a protein of 309 amino acids. Lineage: Eukaryota; Metazoa; Chordata; Chondrichthyes; Orectolobiformes; Rhincodontidae. Gene Ontology annotation, biological process: central nervous system development; regulation of transcription by RNA polymerase II. Gene Ontology annotation, cellular component: nucleus. The record is from RefSeq and is a predicted model, not a curated record.
GUGCGGAAGCAUGCGCACAGCUAAUUGGGAUGCGAGGAAUCAUGUCGUGAGUAAUGGCGGAAAGAAAUGCUCGACUUUUAUAGAUACAAACGAGAGCCACAGAGGCACAUUAGUUAGCAAGAAUUCCAAACAAAGAUCCCAAGAAGAUAUAAGAGUGAGUCACUUCAUCAAGAUUUGAAAAACAUUAUCUGUGGAAAAAGAUUUUCAACAUCAGUGUGACUGGAAAUGGACCAAGGUACAUCCACCCAGUGUUCCGGUGAACUGACUGUGGAGAGAGCUCGAGCCAGUUACACUGUAUCCCUGUCUUCUGUAUGAGUGAAGAGUCAGCUGAUCAUCCAAUAUGGAGAGAUAUAAGGGCACCUGCACCACAGAGAAACCAUGGAAAUGUGCGGACUGUGGGAAGGGAUUUAAAUACCCAUCCCAGCUGGAAACUCAUCGACGCACUCACACUGGGGAGAGGCCAUUCAUCUGCCCCAAGUGUGGGAAAGGAUUCAGUGACUCAUCCAACCUGCUGGCCCACCAUCGAGUUCACACUGGGGAGAGGCCAUUCAUCUGCCCCGAGUGUGGAAAGGGAUUCAGUGAUUCAUCCAACCUGUGCAGUCACCAACGCGUUCACACUGGGGAGAGGCCAUUCAUCUGCCCUAAGUGUGGGAAGGGAUUCACUCAGUCAUCUGCUCUUCUGAAACAUAAACGCACUCACACUGGGGAGAGGCCAUUCAUCUGCCCUGACUGUGGUAAGAGAUUCAGUGCCUCGUCCAAUCUGCUGGCACACCAGCGAGUUCACACUGUGGAGAGGCCAUUCAUCUGUUUCAUUUGUGGGAAAGGAUUCACCCAGUCAUCAUAUUUGCUGAGACACCAGCGAGUUCACACUGCGGAGAGGCCAUUCAUCUGCCCCGAGUGUGGGAAGGGAUUCACUCGGUCAGCCCACCUGUUAAAACACCAGAGAGUUCACGCUGGGGAGAGGCCAUUCAUCUGCUCUGUGUGCGGCAAGGCAUUCUCUCAGUUAUCCCACCUUAAGGUACACCAACUGGUUCACACCGAUGAGAGACCUUUCAAAUGUUCACACUGUGAGAAGAGCUUUAAACAGAGACGUGACAUGCUGACACACCAAUACAUUCACACUGGGGAGAGGCCAUUCCCCUGCUCCGAGUGUGGGAAACUAUUUGUCCAUUCAAACAACCUUCUGAGACACCGGCGAAUACACAGUGGUGAGAAGUUGUUACCUGCUCCCUCUGUGGGAAAGGAUUUUCUCAGUCAUCCCACCUGCUGAGACACCAGCAAGUUCACAACUGCAAGGCAAGUGUCUGGUGCUGUUGUUGUUCUUAAUAAAAUUUUGAUUGAUCCAGCCCCUGGAGGAGUGGUUGAUCGAUGUGACGGAGGACUUGAUGCAUCUGCCUGGAGGACUUGGAAGCAGAUGCAAUGGAAAAGGGAAAUAUGUGGUGCUUGUGAUGUGAGAUGGGGAGGCCAGCAGACGGUUGUGUUGUAUCGCUUUAAACACCAGAGGGACAGAGAGAGAGAGAGAGACAGACAGACACAGCAACACAGACAGACAGAUUCAUCAUGUGUCCCAUUGCAGGCACAACUGGGUACACAUGUGUGCGCACACCCCCACCCUCGCACUCGCACUCGCGCUCUCUCUCUCUCCCACACACACACAUGCGCGUGCAUGCGCACAUACACUCUCACACACAGAUGCACAAUGCCAGAUUCACAGACACAUAUACAGAGACUCCAGGGCAAAGUGUCCCAUGGCAGGCACAUUUGGACACAUACAGACACAAUGUCCAUUGGUAUAUCGUCAGGGUUUAUCUGUUUGAUAAGCUCAAGUUCAUUUGUACAAUGAACUUGUGUUAAUUCAUACAAUAGAUCUGUGUAAUCACCGUUCAUUUGUAAAAUGGAUUGAUUCAUUUGUAGAAUUCUCAACUCAUUAAAAGUAAAUUUGGUGACUUGUUCA